This is a messenger RNA of Odobenus rosmarus divergens (Pacific walrus), 654 nucleotides long. RefSeq names its product T-cell receptor-associated transmembrane adapter 1-like. The record is from RefSeq and is a predicted model, not a curated record. Gene Ontology annotation, cellular component: T cell receptor complex. NCBI's taxonomy places the organism in Eukaryota, Metazoa, Chordata, Mammalia, Carnivora, Odobenidae. Gene Ontology annotation, biological process: negative regulation of receptor recycling; positive regulation of T cell receptor signaling pathway. The coding region runs from base 1 to 654 and encodes 217 amino acids. The transcript has 6 exons.
AUGGAUAGUGGUGGGACGGGGGGCUGUGUGGAUACUGACAACAUGCUACAAAGAGCCAUCAGGAAUGUGCCUAGUUCCAUACCAAACUGUCAUCACAGAAACUCUGAAUGCCAGUUUUAUGUCUGGAUAAUUGUAGCCUUUUUGGGGUUAGCUCUGGUUGUAUCACUGAUCUUCAAUAUUUCCCACUAUGUGGAAAAGCAGCGACAAGAUAACAUGUACAGGUACUCUGAAGACUACAUUCCCAGGUAUGAUGAGUAUUAUAUUGAAGACACACCAAUUUAUGGUAACUUAGAUGACAUAGUCCCAGAACCAGUGGAUGAAAAUUGCUAUGAACAAAUGAAAGCUCGACCAGAGAGAUAUACAAAUGAACUGCAAGAAGCCACCCCACCUGCACAGGCAACUGAGGAACCACAGAUGUUCUAUGCCUCACUGCAUCACAACUGUGAGGGGAAGCUCAGGAAGCCCAAGAAAGAGAAUAGUUAUUUGAUAGACAAGGAUGAAGAUAAGCAGUUACAUGCUGUGGAUGCCAGCCUUUCUAAGACCACUUCGGUAAACAAUUUCCCACUUGAGAGCCAGGAAAUAGAGGAAAAUGUUCACGAUGAUCCCAUCAGACUGUUUGGAUUGAUUCAUGCAAAGAGAGAAUCUAUAAAUUAG